Messenger RNA from Nilaparvata lugens (brown planthopper), 1072 nucleotides. RefSeq names its product fork head domain-containing protein FD4-like. Gene Ontology annotation, biological process: regulation of transcription by RNA polymerase II; cell differentiation; anatomical structure morphogenesis. The record is from RefSeq and is a predicted model, not a curated record. The coding region runs from base 359 to 1072 and encodes 237 amino acids. NCBI's taxonomy places the organism in Eukaryota, Metazoa, Arthropoda, Insecta, Hemiptera, Delphacidae. Gene Ontology annotation, molecular function: RNA polymerase II cis-regulatory region sequence-specific DNA binding; DNA-binding transcription factor activity, RNA polymerase II-specific. The transcript has a single exon.
GGAAUAUAUUGGUGUUAUUCUUCCAUUUGUUAUUAUAGUGCGCGCAAUACUACCUGUAUCUGAUUUCUGUUAUCAUUGAACUAACUCAUUGAUGAAAUUACUUAUCUUUCCAAAGUGAUGAAAGACAUUAGAGGGUUGAUGAUAGUGAAUUAUAUCACCAAGAUCAUUCCAGUUUGAAAAUAGUGAACAGUAUUGACAGUUCUAUUUUUAGUGUGAUUUUCGAGGGUUUAUGAUUAGAAAAUGUGAACAUUCAAAAUUGUUUUACAUGACUUGAACUAAUUUGAAACAGUUGAACAAGUUUUUGUGAUUAUGUAGAUAGUUUUAUGUGAAGGGAAACCUUUUAUCCCUGAAAGGGACAAUGCCACGACCCUGUCGUGAGUCGUACGGUGACCAAAAACCUCCCUAUUCCUACAUUUCCCUGACCGCUAUGGCGAUAUGGAGCUCACCCGAAAAAAUGCUCCCCUUAUCAGACAUUUAUCGGUUUAUCAGUGAUCGAUUCCCAUACUACAGGAGAAACACUCAACGGUGGCAAAAUUCUUUGAGACAUAAUUUGUCGUUCAAUGAUUGUUUUAUUAAGAUACCUCGCAGACCUGAUAGACCAGGGAAAGGCGCUUACUGGGCGCUACACCCUGCAGCGUUAGAUAUGUUUGAAAACGGGUCGUUCCUCAGGAGGCGGAAAAGGUUCAAACUGCCGAAACUGGAGAAUUUGGUGAAGAAUUCUUCAUCUGCCACCCCCAAGGCCCCCGAGGGACCCUCUUCAAGCCCCCCUGUGACUACCGAAGUUCCUAAGAGCGCCGCCCCCAAGCCGUUCAGUAUCGACAGCAUAAUUUCGCCGUCACCGCCCCCAGCGAGCAAUUGUGCAGCGCCCCUGGGGGGUCCCCUGCUGCCUCCGACCUACCAGCACCAUCCCCCUGUUUGUCUGCCCCCGGGCCCGCUGUUGCAGCCCCCCUACGCCGCCCUCUAUGCCGCCGCUCUGCAUGGAUUGUUGGCUCCACCCCUUCACCACUUUUUGCAGCCUCUCGAUUUGGAGGCCAUGGCCAGGCAGCGGUUUCAGCAUUUAUCUGGUGAGUAA